ACCACCAAACUUUCAUUGCAUCUCUCUCUCUCUCAAAACAAGAACAAGAACAAAAGACUUUCUAGAUCCUUCUUCAAAUCCUUAUAGUAAUCAUCGACCAUGAUCUCUGUCGUAAUCCUCGCUGAUCUACUUGUGGAGUACACAUCAGCUCUCGCUAAGCUCACAGCCGGGCUUCUUCCAAGACGGCAAGGGGACAGCAACGUCGUGAGAGUUGGUGGUUUCAUCUUGCCUUGUCCUUCUCCUUCGAGUACUAAUCGGUCGUCUCAUAUUCCUGACUUUUCUUCUCAUCUCGUUGACUUCUGAUCUGCUUGAAGACUUCUUAGAGGUUUUACCUCGGAUCUUCUCCUGCUUCUUGAUCUAAUCGAAGAGUGUCGGCUGAGAUUUUUUUGCCAAUGAGUGUAUCUUUGCCCUUCUCUUUCUCUAGGUUGUGAUGAAUCUUUUAGAGCUUUGUAAAUUUUUGUAUCGAAAUAUAAUAGAAAGUUAUAUAUCUUUAAUGAACUCAUGAUCUUU
This is a messenger RNA of Eruca vesicaria subsp. sativa (arugula), 510 nucleotides long. Lineage: Eukaryota; Viridiplantae; Streptophyta; Magnoliopsida; Brassicales; Brassicaceae. The record is from the annotation of a GenBank genome assembly.